This is a messenger RNA of Pollicipes pollicipes, 1019 nucleotides long. RefSeq names its product DNA-directed RNA polymerases I, II, and III subunit Rpb5 (gene Polr2E). Bases 90 to 722 code for a protein of 210 amino acids. Gene Ontology annotation, molecular function: DNA binding. The transcript has 7 exons. Gene Ontology annotation, biological process: transcription by RNA polymerase II; tRNA transcription by RNA polymerase III; transcription elongation by RNA polymerase I. NCBI's taxonomy places the organism in Eukaryota, Metazoa, Arthropoda, Thecostraca, Pollicipedomorpha, Pollicipedidae. Gene Ontology annotation, cellular component: RNA polymerase I complex; RNA polymerase II, core complex; RNA polymerase III complex. The record is from RefSeq and is a predicted model, not a curated record.
GCCAGCGUGUGCCGGUCGUCCGCGUUGGAUCGCGUGGAGUGUUGAGCGAGAGAACACCGCUUGGUGGUAUCUCGUCAGAUAAGUCAGGCAUGGAUGAUGAAGCAGAAACAUACAAGCUAUGGAAGUGCAGAAAAACGGUGAUGCAGCUUUGCCAUGACCGCGGCUACCUGGUGACCCAGGACGAGUUGGACCAGACGCUGGAGCAGUUCAAAGACCAGUUCGGAGACAAACCUAGCGAGAGGCGGCCGGCGCGUAGUGAUCUGAUCAUCCUGGUGGCCCACACGGAUGACCCGACAGACCAGAUGUUUGUGUUCUUCCCUGACGACGCCAAGAUCGGCAUCAAGACCAUUAAGACGUACUGCCAGCGGAUGCAGCAGGAGAACAUCUCGCGAGCCAUCAUCGUCGUGCAGGCCGGCAUGACGCCGUCGGCCAAACAGUCGCUGGUAGACAUGGCGCCCAAGUACAUCCUGGAGCAGUUCAUGGAGUCGGAGCUGCUGAUCAACCUGACCGAACACGAGCUGGUGCCGGAGCACGUGGUGCUCACCGCGGAGGAGAAGCAGGAGCUGCUCACCCGCUACCGGCUCAAAGAGAACCAGCUGCCCCGCAUCCAGAGCGGUGAUCCCGUGGCACGCUACUUCGGACUGCGUCGCGGACAGGUGUGCAAGAUUAUCCGGCGGUCGGAGACGGCGGGCAGGUACGUGUCGUACCGGCUGGUCUGCUGACCUGGCUGGCGGACCCUGCAUUGUCACCCUGGCUGGCCUGACGUCCUGACGUCCUGGCUGCGGACGCCGGCAGGCCUGCGCCGCCAUCUGGCGGGCCGGCGAUGCUGCUGCUGACUGCCGCCUUAGUGGAUCUCCCACUGCUGCACCCCGCCAGGAUAUGUUCGGCGCGGGAGCGUUACGUGGGUCGGCUGGGGUGUGUUUACCGCAGCGUGUUUUCCCGAUUGGGCCUGGGGUCCAGACAGUGUUUCAUCUCAUCUGCUCUGCUUGUGUCAUGACUGAAUACAGUGUUGAAACGAC